Clarias gariepinus (North African catfish) is the source of this 1393-nucleotide messenger RNA. Its product is annotated as BOLA class I histocompatibility antigen, alpha chain BL3-7-like. Bases 223 to 1278 code for a protein of 351 amino acids. Gene Ontology annotation, biological process: immune response. NCBI's taxonomy places the organism in Eukaryota, Metazoa, Chordata, Actinopteri, Siluriformes, Clariidae. The transcript is spliced from 6 exons. Gene Ontology annotation, cellular component: external side of plasma membrane. The record is from RefSeq and is a predicted model, not a curated record.
ACAAUCUUUUAUUUUCACUUUUAAACUCAACUGCCGAAAUUCCUUUCUUCUGAGACAGCUAACGGAAUCUGAGCACCGCGCUCCACUCUUAUUCACAAUCUUCAUACAUUCUAGUCCUGUAGUAAGAUUGAAGUCCUGAAAGAUUCGCUAUAAAAUGAUUUAUUUUUGUUUAUUACCCUCUACUCAAUUACCCUCUUUUUUGGCACAAGUCUGGACUGUUAAAUGGAGCAUGGCAGACAUGGAAUGAAGGUUUUGCUGUUUCUCACACUUCAUGUACAUAUUUCUUCAGCAGUCACACACUCUCUGCAAUACCUCUACACUGCAGUUACUCCAGAAAUAAAUUUUCCAGAAUUUACUGUUGUGGGUCUGGUGGAUGGAAGGGAGUUUGAGUACUACGACAGUGACAUCAAAAAGGCGAUCCCAAAGACAGAGUGGAUACAGAAUGUCACUAAUGAUCAUCCAGACUUCUGGAACAGACACACAGGGAUUUAUCAGCAUUUGGAGGAGACUUUAAGAAAAGGCCUGGGUAUAGUGAUGAAGAACUUUAAUCACACUGCAGGAGUUCACACACUGCAGCUGAUGUACGGCUGUGAGAUCGAUAAUGACGGCACCACAAGAGGACACAUGCAGUUAGGAUAUGAUGGACAAGAUUUCCUCAAUUUUGAUGUAAAUAAUAAAACCUGGAUUUCAGCCAAAUCUCAAAAUGAGAUCCGCAAACAGACUUGGGAUUAUAUUAAUGGUGUGACCACUGACGGCUGGAAGAACUAUGUGAGCAUUAACUGUAUCAACAGGAUAAACAAAUACGUGUCUUAUGGCAGAGAGACUCUAGAGAGAAAAGUUCGUCCCAAGGUGUCGGUGUUCCAUAAACACUCAUCUCCUUCUCCAGAGGUGGUGUGUCACGCUACAGGUUUCUUCCCCAAACCACUAAAUAUCACCUGGCAGAAGGACGGAGAGGACAUGCAUGAGGACGUGGAGCUCAGAGAGACGUUACCCAACCAGGAUGGAAGCCUCCAGAAGAGAAGCAUCCUGAAAGUCCCAGCUGAGGAGCUGCAGAAACACAACUACACCUGCGUGGUUCAGCACAGUAGCUUGGAGAAGGAGUUAGUGCGAGAAGUACCAAAAGGUGGAGGAUCAGAUGGACGCUUAGCUGGAGUAAGGAUUGCUAUCAUUGUUGUAGUUGUGGGUCUUGCUGUCGUGGGUCUCGCUGUGGGAAUUGUGAUCUGGAAGAUGAUAAACUUUGGCUUCAGACCUGUUGCGAGGGACCAGGUUGAACUGUAGACACUGGAGCAUCCAGCAAUCAGUCCUUCACAGGGCACACACACACAUCCACAUGAUAAAUAAAUUAAAUAAAUAUUUAUAUAAGUAUGUAUUUAUUUAUCUUAAAUAUUUUGCA